UAACCAAAGAUUCAGAAGAGCAAUUAAACAGGUAGCUAGUAGCUAGACAGACAGAGAGAAGAAGCCAUGGGUGUGCGUUUGAGUUUGACAAUUAGUACUCUCAUCUACCUCAUCUCUACAACAUUUGUACUACUCUGUGUUUCUGCCCAUUACAACAAGGCUUCAGCUUAUGAAGCUCUGGAGCAGUACAACUUCCCGGUGGGCCUUCUUCCCAGAGGCGCCACCGGCUAUAGGCUGAACCCGGAAACGGGCGAGUUCUCGGCGUAUCUCAACGGUUCCUGCAGCUUCACAUUAGAGAACUCGUACGAACUGAGGUACAAGCCGGUGAUCAAAGGGGUGAUCUCGGAAGGCAGGCUGCAGAAGUUGAGCGGGGUGAGCGUCAAAGUGGUGCUGCUGUGGCUCAACAUCGUGGAAGUUAAGCGGAACAAUGAGAAUCUUGAGUUCUCGGUGGGGUUUACGUCUGCCAAUUUCCCUGUUCGUAACUUCAAAGAGUGCCCGCAGUGUGGGUGUGGUUUGGACUGUCAGAAAACUUGGUCUUCUUCUUGAUGUCACCAUUAAUUUAUUUUGACUCAGUUUUGUUGUGUGUUUCUUCUCCAUUUUUACUCGUUAAUAAGAAAUGCAAUUGCGUCGUGUCUUCUUGUACAUUUCUUCAGUAUUUACUGAUAAAUGCAGCUGCCAAUUCGUUGAAUUUC
Messenger RNA from Sesamum indicum (sesame), 692 nucleotides. RefSeq lists its product as uncharacterized. The record is from RefSeq and is a predicted model, not a curated record. Lineage: Eukaryota; Viridiplantae; Streptophyta; Magnoliopsida; Lamiales; Pedaliaceae.